Molecule: messenger RNA, 1011 nt
Organism: Miscanthus lutarioriparius
Lineage: Eukaryota; Viridiplantae; Streptophyta; Magnoliopsida; Poales; Poaceae
Source: the annotation of a GenBank genome assembly
AUGGCAUGUCCAAGAGGAAGGACAUCAUUUCUCCUUUGUUUCUUUCUGAUGAUUUGCCUCAUGGCUCAGUUGGGAGCUUCCAAUGUUGUACUCAUGGCGAACAACACUACCUUGUCGUUCGAUGACGUCGAGGCAACUUUUACUCCAGCAGUGAAAGUUUCAGGUGUAAAUGGUGUACUUUAUGUUGUGGAACCUAUGGAUGCAUGCAGUCCAUUGAGAACAAAAGCGAUCAAAGGCUCUGUCUCACCAUUUGCGUUGGUUAUAAGAGGCGGAUGCCAAUUCGAUGACAAAGUUAGAAAUGCACAGAAUGCUGGAUUCAAGGCUGCUGUAGUAUAUGACAAUGAAGACAACGGCGUCCUUGUUUCAAGUAAUGAUUCAGACAUCAUUUUUUUUUACCAUAGCAGUUACAUGUUAUCCUUUAUCAGGGAGGAGCUGAAGAAAUAUUCAGGUCAAACUGAUGCAGAGUUGUGGAUAAUAGCAACAUAUGAGAACUCAGCUUGGUCAAUCAUGGCAAUUUCAUUUAUAUCACUGCUUGCUAUGUCUGCUAUCCUAGCUGCUUGUUUCUUUUUGCGGAGACACCAGAUAAGACGGGACAGGGCUCGACUUCCCCAAGCUCGGGAGUUCCAUGGAAUGAGCAGUCAAUUAGUUAAAGCAAUGCCAAGUCUUAUUUUCACAAAAGUGCAAGAAGACAACUGUACAUCAGCAACAUGCGCCAUUUGCUUGGAAGACUACAGUGUUGGAGAAAAACUAAGAGUGCUACUUUGUCGACACAAGUUCCAUGCAGCUUGUGUGGACCUAUGGCUCACCUCCUGGAGAACAUUCUGCCCUGUAUGCAAGCGGGACGCAAAUGCUGGAACAUCAAACCCUCCUGUAUCAGAGUCUACCCCUUUGCUUUCAUCAUCUGCCAUUCCCUUACCAGAAUCAACUGCUUUGGCUUCCUUCCAGUCUACAGUAGCAGCAUCUCCCCCCAGGCCAAUCAGCGGCAUCCUUCAUCACGGGCCAUAUCCAUAA